AUGGCAUCCACAUCAAUAACGAACAAUGUUCCAUCUUUGCCUAAUCCUAAUUUUGAAAUAUUUGAUGGAAAAGACUUUUCUAGAUGGAGUGGAAAGAUGGAAUUCUUUUUAAGACGAUUAAAGUUAGCGUAUGUUCUUGAGAAACCUUGUCCUGAGGCUCCUAGUUCUGUGGUAGCAACGGACGAGGCUACUUUAAUUAAAGAACAAAUUGCCAAAUGGCAAGAUGAUGAUUACUUAUUCAAGAAUUAUAUUCUUGGAGGAAUUUUCAAUAAAUAUUAUGAUCAAUAUUAUAUUAAGUGUAAAUUUGCUAAGGAGAUUUGGGAUACUCUUAAAACUAUUCAUUUAGUAGAAGAGGCGAGUUCAAAGAAAUUUUUUGUUUCAAAUUAUAUGGAGUUCAAAAUGGUUGAUGACAAGUCAAUCACUGAACAAGUACAAGAAUUUCAACUUAUAGCUAAUAAAAUUGUUAUAACUAGAAUUGCUCUUGAUGAAAACUUUCAAGUUGGUGCGAUUGUCUCAAAACUUCCUCCAUCUUGGAAAGAGUACAGAAGCAAACUCUUAUACAAGAAGGAAGAUUUGACUCUUGAACAAUUAUUGCAACACUUGCAAAUUGAAUAA
Messenger RNA from Solanum lycopersicum (tomato), 615 nucleotides. RefSeq lists its product as uncharacterized. Lineage: Eukaryota; Viridiplantae; Streptophyta; Magnoliopsida; Solanales; Solanaceae. The record is from RefSeq and is a predicted model, not a curated record.